AUGGUGCGUCCCUCAACGCCACCGCCAAACCCGGCAACGGCGCCGCUACCCGCCAGAACCCCUCCAACACCAGCAGCAAUCCGUCGCAUGGAAGAAUCUCGCCUCAAAGCAAAAGCAAUCCGCGACCGCCGCGAUGCCGAACUUGCCGCCUCAGGCGCAAUCCCGACUCCCAAAACCGCCUCGGGCUUCGUAGCCACCAACGACGUUCACAUCACCAACGCCGGCGCCUCCCAAGCGACAGACAUUUCCCGCAAACGCCCACACUCUUCCAUCUCGACGACAAAUCCUGCAGCAGCAGCAGCAGCAGCAGAAUCACACCCCUCAACGAACCGCGAUGCCCGCGACACAAACGCCGCCCCGCGCCCGGCGCGCAACUUUGCCAAAUUCGUCGACUACAACAUGUCCGCCAUGACGGAUACAAAAGGCGGCUUCCUCACCGCAGAAGACGACCCGCACAACACGGCCCUCGUCCCCAAAGCAAAACCGGGCGGCCCGCCCCAGGAAGAGAAACCGAAAGGCAUGUCCUCGCAGGAAUGGGAACGCCUCCAGCUCCUCAAGAAACUCCGCCGGCAGAAAGCGGGACCCUUUGAGCCGGGCCUCAGCGUCCUCGCCGACGCCACCAUGCGCAAGAAGUGCGCCGACUGCUCCUCGUACGAAAUCGACUUUGUCUGGGACGAGAUCUUUGGUAUCCAGGUCUGCCACGCCUGCAAGGACAAGCUGCCCGACAAAUACUCGCUCCUCACAAAGACGGAAUGUAAAGAGGACUACCUCCUCACCGACGAGGAACUCAAAGACGCCGAUCUCCUCCCCCACCUCUCCCGACCGAACCCGCACAAGUCGCACUGGCACGACAUGAUGCUGUUCCUCCGGAUGCAGGUCGAAGAGUACGCCUUCACCACGAAAUGGGGCUCCGCCGAGAAGCUCGACGCCGAGUUCGCCAAGCGCGAGGCCGACAAGAAGAGGCGCAAGGAGGCCAAGUUCAGGGACAAGCUCAACGACCUCAAGCGAAAGACCAGGACCGAGGCCAUUCGCAGACAGCAGGCCACCACGGCCGCCGGCGCGGGACCGAGAAAGUUUGGAGACUCGGUUGGCGGUGGCAAGCACGUUCACGAUUGGGGACGAGCGGUGGAGAACGAGGAGGGUAUGACGGUGAAGAAGUGUAAUGGAUGUGGUAUGGAGGUCGAGGAGCUGGAAUUCUAG
Colletotrichum fioriniae is the source of this 1200-nucleotide messenger RNA. It is a transcript of the gene RAD14, whose product is annotated as DNA repair protein rad14. NCBI's taxonomy places the organism in Eukaryota, Fungi, Ascomycota, Sordariomycetes, Glomerellales, Glomerellaceae. Gene Ontology annotation, biological process: nucleotide-excision repair involved in interstrand cross-link repair; nucleotide-excision repair, DNA damage recognition; base-excision repair. Gene Ontology annotation, cellular component: nucleotide-excision repair factor 1 complex. Gene Ontology annotation, molecular function: damaged DNA binding. The record is from RefSeq and is a predicted model, not a curated record.